This is a messenger RNA of Ipomoea nil (Japanese morning glory), 691 nucleotides long. RefSeq names its product auxin-responsive protein SAUR68-like. The coding region runs from base 65 to 499 and encodes 144 amino acids. NCBI's taxonomy places the organism in Eukaryota, Viridiplantae, Streptophyta, Magnoliopsida, Solanales, Convolvulaceae. The record is from RefSeq and is a predicted model, not a curated record. The transcript has a single exon. Gene Ontology annotation, biological process: response to auxin.
UUUAAGCUUUCUACACAUCUUAUUCUCUUCUUUUCAAUCUCUCUAUAUUUUCUAAGUUAAUACCAUGAUCAGCUCCAAGAAGCUCAUCAAGCUUGUAAGAAGAUGGCAGAAAUUUGCCGCUAUCCGAAGAAAGAGGAUUUCAUUCCCGAGAGAAAAUGAUGACGCAGACAGCUGUAGUACUUCCUCUGCAGUCAACAAUGGUCAUUUUGCUAUCUACACAGCUGAUCAGAAGAGGUUUGUUGUCCCUGUAUCUUAUCUCGAGAAUGAGAUUAUUAGGCAACUCUUAAACUUGUCUGAAGAAGAAUUUGGACUUCCAAGCGAUGGGCCUAUUACACUACCUUGUGAUGCAGUCUUCAUGAACUACAUCAUUUCACUUCUUAGCCGAGGUUUAUCCAGAGAACUCGAGAAUGCAUUGCUCGUCUCUGUUGCAUCAUAUCAGUGUUCAUCCGCUUCACUGCACCAGGAAGGCUUGAGAACUCGGGAAUUGCUAGUUUACUGACAUUAAUGUCAACAAGUUUUGUAAAUGAGGAUAAAUGGCCUUACUUAGUUACUUUACAAAAGACCAUUGUUUUUGCAUCUACUUUUAAAAUGAACUUCUCUACUUAUUCCAAUAAUAACCAUACUUGUAAAUACGAACGAAUUCCGAAUUUAGUCCAUAGACUGACUUCUCCAGUUAUUCAUUCUCUCGUGC